This is a messenger RNA of Porites evermanni, 21226 nucleotides long. NCBI's taxonomy places the organism in Eukaryota, Metazoa, Cnidaria, Anthozoa, Scleractinia, Poritidae. The record is from the annotation of a GenBank genome assembly.
AUGGCGGACCCGUUCAUCGGUUUCGGUGAAGGGAUUCCAGUACGUCUCCAUUAUUUUAAUUGCACUCGUGGAGAAAAAUAAGUUGUAAUUUACAAUCUUAAGUAAUUCUGCAAUAUCAUUUCACUUAAGAAGUGCUGUUUCAAUCUUGUUUCUCAGGUCUUUGAGGACGAAGAACUUCAUGAAUUGGAUCCGACGUUGACAAAUCUCAAAGAAGGAGAAACUUACGACCAGUUAAAUGACGACACAUUUGGCUCAGGCGCUUUAGGUAAGAAAACACUUUAUACAAGUUAAAGUGUAUUUUUCCAAAGACGUUCUUGCCUAUACACAGUGAGCAAAACCACGUGGUAAAAUUGGGUAAAUUUGCUCGCUGAAAUAAGUGACACUGAUACAAGCGCAAAGGGUAAACUGCGCAAAGAAGCUCGAUAACCUAAUUUACUUCUGUUAAUUAUCAGAAGGUUUGGAUAUUGUAAAUGUAGGAACUACUUACAUUGUAUAAGAUCUUUUUCGAGUAAAAUGUUCUAUUAAGUUAACAGGACCUGGCUUUGCACUGCAGCAUUGUAGUAGAGCAGGAAGUUGGACCUCUGUUGUAUCAUGAAAAUUUGGUCAUAUUUUAUGAAGCAUGUUGGUUGUGUGUUUUAUCAGAGAAGUGUCACUUAGCAAACCCUUAAUGUUUAACCAAUUUAGGACUAAACAUUCUACAGUUCUUCUUUUUUGAAAUGAAAAACAUGUAAGCUUGGAACCUCCCUGCUGAAACACAAAGAACACAGCAUUUAUGGCUUCUUCCCAUUUAUUUUUUGUAGAGGAUGACUGGGAACUUUCCCACAGGAAGUUGUCAGGUUUGCAUUCAGAAGGGACACAUGAAGCUAAUUAUGAUGAGUGGCUUAAGAAGAAAGGGUUUGAACUCCAGUCAAGUGAUCUUAGAUUAACAACAACAAAGGAGUUGAAAAGAACGGGAAAGGAAGAUCCUGAAGAUGAAUUGGACCGGGAAGAGGUAAAGUAGAGUAGUCAACACAUCAUCAGAUUAAAACCUACAGUACUCUUCCAGCUACUCUUCAAGAUUCAUUUAUAUCACAGUGGUGGCUGACUGCAUGAAGAAGACUUCCUGUACAUGUAUUUACAGGGAAAUUAUCUAAAACAUAUUUGCCUUGUAAAGGGAGAAUUUAAAAUAGACCAGGACUCAGUAAGGACAUUACUCAGUCGACCUUUUCAUUUGAAAGUUAACUAGAAUAAUCUUUACAGCUCGCAAUACUUAAGGUUGCCUUGACAUCUACCUCAAGUAGGUAGGAAAGAAUGGCAAAGGAUUAAAAAUGGCUUAAGAAAGGUACUUGUAUUAAGUUUAAUGUAAGGCAGUUCAUUUUAGCUGUUAUGAAAACAUUUACUUAUAGAAUCAAUUCCUUCUAAAUAGGAGAUUCUUGAACAAAACUUGACCAAAUUGGUUGAUGAUGAUGAUGCUGACUCCAUACCCAUCCCUAGAAGGUCCAAGCACAAGGUAUUCUAUUUUGUCUUAUCUAUUUAAAUAGAUAUACUGAAGUUUCAAUAAAGCCGGUUAAGCAGCAGCACAAAAGUCACAUACCAACAGCUACAGCUGUAUAUACAUUUGGCAUUCUUUCUUUCUGUAUAAAUUACAUGUAUUUCCAAUGAGUAGAACAAAGCUCUCCUUUUGACCACUCUGAAAUGCAACCAGCUCUACUCAGCUCUUGUUACCACCAGUAUUCAAAUGUGGAACUGCAUUUGAACUGUGGCUGUAUUUUUCUUCGUUUUUUUGGUUUUUGUAAGCAACCGCACAGUCAACACUUCAAUAAGAGCAUUUACAUCUUGAUCAAAUUUAGGCCAACACAUAACAUAAAAUGAUGCUAAUGGUUUGUUAUUCUUGAAUGUAUCGAGUAAGAAAGAAACUAACCUACAAAAAAGAUCGAAUGACCCCGAAUGUCCGUUCUUCCAGCUUUUACCUAAGGAAAAGAACACAAGGUACAAUCUUAGAAAUAUGUCAGUUUCUGACACUGACAGGUUUAAGAACAUUUUUAGUAACAGAAUAAUAAUUAUUUUUAGAUAUGAUAUGUAAAUAGUUUUUUGAGUUUAUAUUGUGACUUAGGAUAUGUGUUUUUAUCUUAAGAAAUAAAGAUUCUUCUUCUUCUUCUUCUUAUUAUUAUUAUUAUUAUUAACCUAAAAUGUAAUGGUAAUUAAAAGCAUGUUCCUUUCUCAUAACGUGUUUUAACAUGUUAAUCACAUACCGUAUUUACCCGUGUAUAAUGCGCACUUUUUUUCCCCGAAAUCGACCUUCAAAUUUACGAUGUGUAUUAUACACGGAUUCCAUUGUUUGGUCAAGAAAACAAAAGAAGACAAAAGCUUUGCAGUAAUUGGUGUUUAAUAAACUCAGUAAAGUUGUUUAAAGACACUGAACACUUUACUUGAAUCGAACGCAAUACAGUAAUGAUACUCAAGGUACCAGCAGUGCUGUCAUUAGAAAUACCGGUAAUGUUUAUGAAUUGCUGUUACACAAUUUGUAAAACGUUUGACUUUUAUUGAAUAGAAAGGCGUGUAAAUAAGUGCUCGGUGCGUGCGAUAUUUGUAGUUUGUUGUAAACAUGUCAUUAAUGAAUUCCCAGCUCUUGUUAAUUAAAUGGAAAAAUGGAAGUUUUAAUUCUUGGUGUUUAUCUUGAAAUCUUUUUUUUUAGAAUAAAGUGGUCAAAAAUUAGGGUGCGUAUUAUACACGGGUAAAUAUGGUAGUUCUUUACAAGGACCCAUUUGUUGUCAAUGCCUUAUUAUUUUCGUGCAUAAAUCAUGUGACAUCUACAUGCUACAUGCUACAUGUGCAUGCACUAAAUUAAACAAAUAUCAGUAAGUGGGUCAAAAAAUUGUUUUACUGACCAACACUACAGUAUUCUGGAAUAAUCCAUAAAUGCAUUCCAAUUCUAGAAUUCGAGGUCAAUCAAAAACCCUUACCAUUGAAGAAUUAUUAUUGAAUGAGGUUGAGGAUAAUGUGAAGAAUUAUGCAGAUCAAGGAGAAUGUUAUUGGCCAAGCUGGACUAUUAACAGCCUCCAAGAUUUGCAUAAUUCUUCACGUCAUAUGAAAGCUGAAUUCAAUAAUUGUUUUAUUAUUUUUUACUUCCUCAUAGAUUUUUUUCAAAACAUUAGCCUUUUUCUCGGCACGGUUUCAGGAUACAAACAGAUGUUUUUCUGGCAGAUGCUGCUCAAAAAGUAGAUACUCUGUAACAUCCAUCAAGGAAUAUGUUUUGCAUAUUCUUGGGUUUCUUCCAUUCAGUUUUAGUCAGAAAUUCAGCCAUGAACACCAUUUUUAGUUUACAUUGGAAUUAAUGCAUUAACAGCUAGGUUGCUGUAGCUGGAAACAAGGUUGAUUGAUGGUUUUGAGGCAAUAUACCACUAAAUCAAUGGCAUAUUGCUCACAUUUUCCUGCUGGUUCUGAAGAGUUAGCCAAUCAGAAAUGGCGAAAUAUUUUGAAUGAAUAGUAAAUAAUAAUAAUGAUCUUUCCACUUGUACCUCAGGAUAUCAAGCAUCCAUCAGGUGUUAAUCCAGUUUGGGAUGGUACUUCACCUCUGUCAAGUCCUUCAUCAACAACUUCAAUACAUGAUCUGGUAAGGGCACUCUAAAACAAUUUACAGUUUAUUUAUGUCCUUCAUGUAUGCUUUAAGAAUCACAACAAAUUACAUCCCUUAUCUUAUUGUUUAGGUUUACACCACGUAUUUAAUAGGAAGCAAAAUGUAUCCAAGUUCACUUGGUUGUCUUACCCCAAGAGAACUUUUCAGGGGCAGCGUGCAAAGAAAGUCAUGUCCAAUAGCCCGGGGCUAGUGGAUUUUGCUAUUGGGCUAGUGAUUUUUGUUUUUAAGUUGCCCAACGGGUAAAUGCUGUUUUGGGGGGAAAUACAAAUUACAGAAGGAUUGUAAUCAAUCAUGCCAAUCAAGAAGGGUUUAGCUUGCCCAAAUUGCAGGCUGUAAAACUGACUUUCUUCGCACCCUGAGGGACCUUUUUGGUGGGGGAAGGGGGGGGGGUCAGUAGGGUAGGGACGUUUUAGGUCAAACAGGAUACAGUCAAACGGUUUACGGACACCUCAUUAGUAUGGACAGUUUCUAUGGCAAUUUCAGUGUCCUUAUUAAUGGGGUUUGACUGUAUUUAAUUCCCAGAAGUGGGACUUCACAUUACAUUGGUUUUUAAAAAUUCUUAUUAAAGUGAAAAUGGAUACUUUAAUAAACCAAAAAUUAAUAAUGUUAGGGACAUAACAAUCAUGAGUCAGCUAUUAACAUUAUACACCUGUACAUGUACAUGCUAUAAUAAUUGAAGUAAUAGUUAAAAUGUUGUUGUUUUCAUUGUUGUUAUUGUUACAUGUACUUUGCCUUUUUUUUCUAAAUGCUUAUCCCCCCUCUAUAAUAGCAUCCAUUUAUGGGGGUACAAAUGUAUCAGUUACAGGACUGUUAAUAAGGGUGACCUUUCACGAAGCCUUGAUGUCUAAAAAAGGAAACUUUAUUUGAGUGUCAAUGUACUUAGCAUGAAAGUACGAAUUGAGGACACUAUUUUUUACGUUUCCUACUGGAGACGGGACUGCCAUUUUACGUGGUCAUCCGAGCCACAGGAAGGUCUACCCAUUUGCAGGGCAAACAAAGGCAGUACCUUCAUUUCUCAGUUAGUUUAAGACCAGGGCUGAGUAUUGGUCUGGCCCUGGGAAUCAAACCCGUGACCUCCCGCUCUGCAGUCAAGCGUUCUACCGACUGAGCUAAUCCUGCCGCGGUUCUUCAGUGCCAUUCAGUAACAUGUACUGCUGGUUUUUCUAGAUAUCGCCAUCUUCAAACAUCUGGGGAUCACCCUCUAAACUUGAUAAAGAAAAUGCAAAUAAAGGACCAGUCAAUACUCGACAAUCUCCACUGGCUGAAUUACUGAAGGCAGAAACUGAGAGGAAACGUAGACUGAGGAGACCUUUCUCACCAGCAUUUGAGGUAAUGUGAGUGUGUUUUGGUCAUUCUCUGGCCACAAAGAACCUCAAUUGCUGAAAAUGUCACUUUCUAUAUUCUGUUCCUGAUACUUCCAAAUUUCGGCCCUGCACAGAAGGCAAAAUUUCAAGUUAAUGUGCCCUCAAUUUUUACCUUCUACUUUCCUGCUUCCUGUCUUUUUUUUAUUUUUAUUUUGCCCCUUUUUUUUCCUUUUCCUGGGCAUUUACUAUGCUUCACUUUGGAAAGAAAAGUUUUCAUGAAAACCAGGAGAAUUGUGAAAUAAUUUCACAAUUCACAAUUUAUUAUUUGAAAGGGGGAAGAGAUAGGGUGGAGUGGAGCAAGACUCUCAUUGGAAUUUUCUGUUCGACCUUGCAUGUUUUUUUUUUUUGGCAUUUUGUCGCACCUGUUUAACUGAAUUGUGCUCAUUUGUGUAUACAUGUCGUUGGAAAAAUGACUCAUUCACAAAUUAGGUGGCAAAGUUGUCUACGACCAUUAAACUAAUAAGACCACAACAGUUUACAAAGAUAGUUAUGUCCUGUAGAGUGGGCAGGUUAGAGCUUAUGAUCGGGCUAGUGAGUUCUUUCUUAACUUGCCCAAUGGGAACGUAAAGUUCUGUUCCAAAGUGUUUUUAGUGCUGUAAGACACUGAAGCUUUGUAGUAAAUUCAUGUUGACCAAAAGCCAUAUUUCUUAACUGAUGUGACAAAGGAAAAUCUUGAAAAACAAGUAUCACAUGACGUUUCAUGUCAGACUAGACAUUGUGUGAUCGGCAAAGUCUUUACUCAAAAUACCUUAGAAGUAAGGCUGCUAAAGCUUUCAUUAAAUUAUCUCUUGAAUUAAGAAAUAUAUGAUUAUUAACAAGUAAAGAAAGCAGGUAGUUAAUUAAUGGUGGUGGGUGCUUAUGUAGUUAAUUAAUAAGUAAUAAGAAAUUAUUAAUCGUGGUCGAAAAUAAAAUUUGGGGGUUAGUCAAAUGACUUUUGAGAUCGUACAAUGUAUACCGUAAACUUCUGCUAAUACCCCCUCAAUUUGUCACAACAUUCUGAAGUGAGUAAAUUAAAAAAGUAUUUUGAUCAGCUCUGCUAUGAAGUUUGUUUUGAAAUGCUUUUUCUAGUCCAGUUAUAAGCUCCCCUAAUAGGUGUAAAUUAUAAGCCCCCCCCCAUGUUACAAACCCCUCACGUCUGCACAAAAUUCCAGAGUGGGUUAAUUAAAAAAGUGUUUUGAUGAACUCUUCUAAUGAGUUUGUUUUGGAAUGCCUUUUUUAGCUCCCCUUUCAGCCUCCCCAAAUGGUGAAAAAUAAAAACCCCCCCCCACCCCCCCCCCCCCAAUUUAUAAGCCCUCCUAAAGCCCCUUACGAAGUCAUAUACAUGUAAGCCCGUGGCUUAUAAGCACAAGUUUACAGUAUGGUAGCUGCCAACUUUCUUUGCACCCUGAAGUGAGCACAAAGGAUGAGGAUCUGCAAGCCUAGGGUGGUUUUAGGUAGUUCAGGUGUGAAUGGGUUAACGUUGCUUUCUUUGCAGGAUGAUGCCAUAGUAACAGCCAUACCACCCCCAGGGCUGAUACCACCAAGCCGCUUCAUGAAGAAACCACCCCCAGUAAAUGCUAUUAAGCUGGAGGACCUUGAAAAGGAACUCACUGGUGAUAGCAGUACCGCUCCCCAGCAAGUGCCAGAAGGUCCAAAACAAACCCCUCGCAAGACAAUGAUUGGCCAGCCACCGCCUGGUAUCCCCAGACCAAUGAUGACACCUCCUGGUUUGCCUUCUCCUGCAUCUGCGAGGAUGGUUAGUGUCUGCAUUAUAAAGUUCUUACGGCGUCACAGAAUCAUGACACAGUAUCGUAAUGUAAAAUCAUUGCAAUCCACACAAACCAAUCACAAUAAGUAAUGCAUUGAUUCCAUUUAGAUGUAUCCCUUAAGGCUGAACAAGGCGAGGUGAAAAUUAAAAAAAGAUGUGCCCUUUCGAGCAAACAGUACUGUUCCUGAAGCGUACCUAGCCCAGUGUAGCCGUGCAGGCCCACUAACCCCUGUGUUUACUGACAUUAGAGAGAUUAAUAUUCACGUUUACGCCAAAUGGCAGACAUGAAUUUGUAUCACAUAACCUAAAACAUAAGUUUUCCCCUGAUUUUUCGUUUACUCUUUAUUGCUUCUACACAAAAAUGAGUAGUUUUAUGUCAGUUUUAACGAUAGGAAUCAUUCGGGACUGUUUUUAUCUGGUUAUUUUCUAUUCUGAGAAAUUCUCAACUUGAGACUGGCGUUUGCCGUUUGCAGUAAACGUGAAUCGUAAUCUCUCUGUUUACUUUGUCUUUACCUUGGAAAAUAUUGCAUGCCCUUUAGGCAACUUGUAAUUAAACCAUGCCUGCCGGCUGGGUCCCUGUACCAGCCCUAGGCUAUCAGACAGCACUUUUUUUAUGCCUUACACAAUAAAUAAAACUAUAUUAUUUUAGGCUUUUGGUUUCACCUUCUGACUGCCUAAGUAAUGGGUGCAAGACUGUGAAGACCAGUUGUCACAAAGAAACCAUGCAAUUGAAAGGUUUUCAGUAAUUAUUAGUAAAUAGAUCUCAAAGACAAGAACAGUAGGCAGUGUUUAUGUAUGUAUGAACUUGAAUACUACAAAAUACAUACAUACAUUCCUGGCCCCAGUUGUUCAAACAGUGGAUAAUGCUAUCCACUGAGUAGCAAAGGAUAAUAAAUAUAUACUGAAACAAAGGAUAAUAAAUGCUCAGUUAGGCAGGGAUACUACAACAGGGGUAAGCCAAUUACAGUAGUCCCAGAGUUAAAAAAAUAUGUGAAAAAAAAAGUAAAGCUGCAUAUGACAAUUAAAAACAACAAUGAAGAUGGAGAGACACAUUACAUGUGAACGUUAUAAGACAGACAGAUGGUUUUCCAGGAUCGUGGGCGGUAGUUAUGUUAAGAGGCAUCUACAGUACAUGGUACUUAUACAUGAUGGAUUUGAAUUGACUGAUAUGAAGGUUACAUGAAAGUUGAACAUCAUUUGCUAACGUGUUCCAGAUUUUGGUGGUUCUAUUAAAAAAAGGUCUCUGAAAAGUGACGGUAUUAUAUUGAUCUAAAAUACUCAGCACUGAGCAAGUCACCUAAUUAGUAAAUAGAUAUGUGUGUUAUUGUUCACAGCAUACUCCAGCAAGGCCCCCUCCGAUGUUUCAGCAGAGACCGAGUCCUUCCAACCACAGUAUUCCUGGGAUGCCUGUUAUGCCUGGAAUGUCUAACAUGCCUGGAAUUCUUGGUCCUGGUCCAGGCCCAGGUCCUCAUAUGAUGAGAACUCCAAGGACACCUUUUCCAAGGCCUCCAUUUCCCAUGAUUCACUCAGACCCUGGUGGGUACAAUUAUUUUAUAGUACAUGAUGUUAUGCAUGAUUUUUUGAAGUAAUUCCCAGUUGAUUUCAGUUCUAAUUACAAGGUUUUCCUUCGCUUUGUUAGGCUUACUUAAGAAUAAUAAUAAAAAUUAUUAUCCAAUUUUAACAUGUCCAGUUGGUACAUCAUUUGUGUGCUUCACAUAUAGAUUGGACAAUCCAACAGUAUAAACACUUAAACCUCUUUUUUUGCAAGAUUCAAAUGUAAAAUUGUUAAAAUUAGUUCUGUGAGGGUAGCAAAAAAGACAAAAUAUGCCAUCUAGGAUUGCAAUGCUGUCAGUUGUAAUAGCAGAGCCAGGGUGGUGCAGUGGUGAGAGCACUCAACCUCCCACCAAUGUGGCCUGGAUUCAAAUCCUGAUGUGAACACUAUACAUGUAUGUAGCUUGAGGUGCUCUGAUUUGCCCCUUUCCUCAAAAACCACACUUCCAAAUUCCAAUUAGACCAGGAAUCAGUAAGACAAUGAGCCACCAAGUGGAAGUGCUACCUCUAAAUCAUUAAUUUGUAUUAUUUAUUUAUUUAAAAAGUAGAAUGUAAGUGUAUAUGUUACAGGUCAAAAUUUAAUUGAGGUUAAAGUUUUUUAACCCAGGUUGAUUCUCGGUUUCCUUUGUCUCCUAGCCUUAAUUAUUCAUGAAUUAGGGCUAGGAGACAAAGGAAAUUGAGAAUCAAACAAGGUUAAAAAAUUUUAACCUGAAUGUAAUUUUGACCUGUAACAUUAUACAUUCAAACUUGUAUUCUGUAACAAGGUCACCUGAUGUUACAAAGAGGCAUGCUGAACUUUCCAGUGAGUCCCCAGCACCCAAGAUUUGCCAGUCCUCAGUUUCAUAACAGAAGAUUUCCAGACCCACGGCAGAAUUUUCCUAGACAGCAGUAUGAUAACCGUUUCUUUAAUGAUAAUCGCUCACCCAGACAGCAGGAUAGAGGUGAACAUCAACACCAGUUUACUGACUUGGAGAGGAAAAUUCACAACAUCUUAACAAUGGCAGAAAGUGCCCCAAGAAAGGAUGAUCCAUAUGCUGGGCUCAUGACUAGAAGAGAAAAGGAAUGGUUGAUCAAGAUCCAGUUAAUUCAACUCACUAGUAAUGAACCUGAACUUGAUGAUUACUACUUCCAGGUACAUAUUGGUGGUUUUCAUUGCCAUGCCAUCACCAAUCAAAAUCAAAACCAUUCAAUCAAAGUAAAAACUCUAGGAAAUGGAGGACCAAAAGUCUUGCCAAGAAUUUGAUUUCUCUGAUUUUUGAUAUGCAAGAUACUCAGGAAAACAAUUGUUUUACCCACAUUUAUAAAGCUUUGUAUAAAGACACCAGGUUGGUGUCGCUUUGAGAGGCACAACCAUGGCAGCCGAAUACCAACAGAAACAUCUGUCUUUAUUAAAUCAUAACUUCUGCCAUAAUGCGUGAAUUCAUUGCUUGAGGAACUCAUAAGGAUUAAUUAAAAGUGAUAUUUAUUCAGAGACAAGUAACGUUCAGAUAGCAAAAUCUCAAACGAUCGGUAACUUUUUCAACCUACAUGAUAGCUUUCUCAGCCGCCAUCUAAAUGCGACAUAACGCAAAAGCUUGGAAAUUCAAGCGUGCCCCCUUGCAAAUCCAAGAACCUUUUUGACCAAAAACUGGUAUAAACAAUCAUGUUUAGAUGCUGUAAUACCCCCCAUGAAAGUAAACACACAAAAGAAUAAUUUUUUAUUUGUAAUUUUUUAGUUUGCGUUUUGGUGCUGUCUUGUAAGACAAGGUAGGGCCAUUUGCUGGGACAAAACAAGGUGGUGCUUUAAAUGGGUUGGCUGUAUGGUAGGCUAGGGGGUUCCACAGUCCUCUUUUCACUCUUUGAAAAGGGCCCUGCACGGAUGAGGGCAGUGGCUUGGAGAGUGAAGAUUUUUUAGUCGAAUAGUGCACAGCCUUAUCUGCAAGAGGUCCUCAGUUCGAUUCCCUGGUGUGAGCCCAAAUCCUUGUUUACACUUUGUUCCUUUCCGUAUAGCUUUAAGUAGCUUUAAAUACCUGUAAAACUGAGCACUAAGGGAGAUAGAAGGAGGGAUAAAAUGAGCACAUUGUUGGCCUUAGCUUUGGCAGUUUAAUGAGGAUUGUUAUAAGUUAUAGACCUUACUUAUUUAUGUUCUAGUGACUAAAAUACCAGUUUGUAUUUACGUUGUUUUCAACUUUUGUCAGACGUACACAAGAAGAAAAGCUGCUAAAGAACGUGAGAAGCAGAGCGAGGGUGUUCAGUUGCGGCCCAAUAUUGAAGACAACAGGAAGAGUAAUGAGACAACCAAGAUGGCAUUACCACAGUUUGAAAGGGAAAAGAAGACCUACACCCCAAGUGAGUGCAAAUUAUUUACCAGUGCUCGCAUUUUCCAAUUAUCUUUUCUUAAUGAAACCUUAGAGGUCUUGUAAUCUCCUACAAUGGGAAUUGACAAGGCCAAUACGAUUAUUGUAAGGGUUGUGACAUAACAGGUGGUGGUUUCAGUAUAGCUGCAGCGAUACUGAAAUACCGUAGGCUUCUGCCUUUAAGCUCCCCCCCCCCUCCCCACUUAUAAGCUCCCACAGUAAUAGACCCAUCUACCUGUAAACUAAAUAAUACACCCGAUUAUAAGCCCCCCCGGGUAUAAGACCCCCUCUAACUUGUAUUGAAAUGAACUCGUUUUUUUAAUGACGUUCAAGUUUCGUAGCUUGAAGAGCGAGUAAAUUGGAAAGUAUUUUGAUCAGCACUGCUAUGUAACUCGAUUUGAAAUGCUUUUUUUUAGUCCAGUUAUAAGCUCCCCAAAUACAAGCCUCCCCCCCAUUUAUAAGUACUCCUAAAACCCAUUACGAAGUUGUACACCAAGCGAAAGGUUACGGUAAGUCAAUGUGCAUGUAAUUGUUUUCUUUUUCACAGCGCAUUACCAAGGAACUCUGGGAAAAGUGUCUUCAUCAUCUGUACAGCAUCCAAGACAAAUGGUGGAUUUAAUGCACAUCACUAAAACACCUGAACAGGUACUACUACUGCCUGGGCUACUGACUCAGUGUUACCUUUGUUGGAUUAACUGCAGAAUACCCGGCCUUUUUGAAGCUAUACCCCUAAUAACAGUGGCUACGUGGCUAUGCGGCUACGGGGCUGGUCAUUAGCUGUAACCUGAUUAGGAUUUCAUAUGUUUCCCAAUUCUUUCUAUCUUUCUACCGCUUGAAAAUAAGUUCCAGGUAUUGGCCUAAAAUAUUUCAAACGAGCGCAGUAUUUCCCGCUAAUUGUAAAUAGUAAUAGAAAGUUAACCGCGUAGCCACUUAGGGUUAGAGUUACUGUUAGGUUUAGCUGCAAAAUAAUAAUAUUUUUAAUUAUUCAUUAAAAAUAUUUCGCCAUUUCUAAUUGGCUGAAAAUCCCCAGCUAAUUCUUCAUAACCAACCGGCACUGACCAAGUAUUGAAGGUGGUAGCAAUAUACCAUCGAUUCGGUGGUAUAUUGACUUGGAAAUGAGGUUGAUCAGUUAUAUAUUUGCCUAGAAACAAGGCUGUAUGGGCAACUGAACAGACUAUUGAUCAACCUCGUUUCCAGGCGUGGCCGCCUAGCUGUUUAUUCCCGAGUGAGCUAAAAGAAAUGGUGUUCACUGCUAUCUGAAGUUAGUAUGAUGAGCAAGAAUAUUUCUAGCUGUUGAUAAAUGAUAGUAUCUCAACGAUCAUUGCCGUAAAUGUCAGCAAAACUACUGCAGACGAUAGCAGAUGUUUGAAUAGUGAAUGCUAGCUAAAAUAAUUAUGAAAACUAAACUGAAUUAACUUACAACUUUGCUGAACAUCUCAGUGGCGGAUCCAGACGUUCAGAUAAGAGGCGGAGAAGAGGGGGGGGGGGGUUUUUUUUUGUUUCCCCCGACCCUCCGUUUGGGUGACAAAAAAGGGGGGGUCCCGGCCCCCCCCCCCCCCCCUACUCCGAGCGAGCCCCUCCCCUGGAUCCGCCAGUGCAUCUGAAUGGUUACUUUACUCCUUCUAGGAGAAACAUGGAAGUUCAACACCUAUGAAGGAAACAAAACGACGUGGACAGCUGUUGCUCACUAUAGAAAAGGUACUGUGUGAUAGGGACACUGUGGCUAAGAUUUUAUUCUAAGAUUUGUUAUUGUCUUUAACGAACAAUAAAUUGACCUUUCCACCCUUUUUUUUCUACUUUUGACAUGGACAAGUGAGGGAAAAUCCGUCAAUUCCGCUGGAAAGAGCACCUUCAACAUUAGUACGAUUUCCAAAUUUAAAAGUGAUUUGUUGAAAACUAACGAAGCUAUAGCUCCUCAGAGUCGCGAAAUUUUACAGUUUUGCGUGGUGGAGGGCACAAACUUGCCUGUAGUUGUACUCUUUACAUGGUUUUUGACUGAUUGUUCGGAACUCUCAAACUGUGACUUUCACUCUCGUUUUCAGGGUUAUGAUCAUCUGUUGAAUGUCGAAAGUUUAGACAAAAAGUUAAUCCAUCUCGAGGAAGAGGAAAGGUGUGUAUGUUGUCAAAAAAGAUGUACGUUCGAUUUCUUUACCCACUUAGUUCCCGUUCACACGUAUCCGUUUUUGUUUGAAAGUGGAGAUUUUUUUUCUCCGCUUUUCUCCUCACGUUGCGUUUUUGAAUCGUUUUUUCCCGUCCAAGCGAAAAUGCAGUACUUACUGAAAGCGGUACCUUCUUGGAUUGGAGCAUGGGCAUUUCGUCUCAUCUCGUGUGCGGGGUAGGAUCGUGGAUCCAACACCGCGACGUAUUCGUUUUUCCUGCAUCCACACGAGUCCAGCAAACGGCGUUUUCGAAAAUUUCGGCUCUGGAGAGUGAUUUGAAAAGAUGCGUUUCCGCUGACCGUUUUCACCGGACACGGGUGGACGAUAGGCCAGACCAGAGGGAAAAAAUCUCCAUUUUCAGACACAAACAGAUACGUGCGGUGUGGACAGGGACUUAAACAUUUCAGAACUCUUAAAGGAGCUGUGUCACGAAUUCAAACGGAGGGAACUGCCACCAAAUUGACUGAAACAUAAAAAUAACCACUCAAAAUAUAAAACGAAGGACGUAUAGAUAACAGCAAAUACAGAAGGAAGCACGGAUGGACAAACUUGAAGAAGAAGAUUGAAACAGAUUGCAUUCGGUGGUUUUCGAAAACUUGUUAGGCUAACUGUUUUUCAAAGUUCCUUUUUGUUGUUUGUAAGGACUGAGAUAAUGCUUGGGAGACAUAUUUGUUUGACACAAAGCUGUGAUUUUGUCAUUCACAAGUAAUUUUUUCAAGUUUCGUAGCGAAUAAGGACCCAUAACUGGUAUCAACUGGCGUUAUGAACAAGAUAAACUGUGACACAGCUCCUUUAAGAACUCGUUUAGUGUAGGAAAAGUGUUGGGUUUUGAGGGGAGGGGAAAACCGGUGUACUUGGAGAAAACUUCUGGGAGCAUCUGCGGCCUUGUGGAGGGCACCACUCUUGGUCCCCCAACCGACACUAAUAAUAUUAGUUUCAACAAAGUGCCCGCUUGUAUGUUAAGACGUUUUAUUUUUGUAUGUGCGUGAUCUGAUAUUUUUUGUUUGUUUGUUUGUUUUUCAGAAAUGAACUUUUGAAAACUAGACAACUUGCUGUUACAAAGCUAUUCAAUCUCUUAAAACUUUCUACAGAUGACACUGCAAAGUAUGUUCACCUACUGCGUUCUCAUUUCUUGUUCACUUUACUAUUUUUUAAUGGAACGAUUUUCGUCUUACCUUGACAUGAAAACGCGCGAACAAAACAGAAACAACAAACGAACGGAAAUAGAGAGAUUUGAUUGGUUUAUCGAACGGAUACAAACGCGUGUGGUUUUUUGGUUGGUUAAGCGAACGCGCUGGUGAAAAACCUUCCCCUAUAACUUUCUAGAAAUCAACCGAUACUUCACUUUGACGUCAUAAACACGAUUGGCCAAUCGAACGAUGCCUUCUCCAUAUUAGGGUUUUCUUUGGCGGGAAAACGAAGAGGCCCUGUUUUGAUUUUUUUUAUCCAUUGGCUGAUAAAACAAAUAAGGAACACUUACCAAACCAUUUUUCAAGGUCAUACGAAAAUCGCGCUAACCAAUUGAGUUCCCUAAUGCCCAAAAAACGUCCACGUUCUGCUUCGGUAUGACUGACCAUGGCAGGAUUAGUUCGGUAGGAAGAGUGCUGGCCUGCAGAGCGGGAGGUCGCGGGUUCUAUUCCCGUGACCAGACCAAUAUACUCAGGGUCUUAAAAUAACUGAGGAGGAAGAUCCUACGUUUUUCUUGUCAUGUUACAGUUACCGGGAUAAUCCCGACGUGGAGGCCUGGGUAAAGGGCUCAAAUGCAGGCCUUACCUUUUACCCCUUGUUUGAAGGGGCUUUUUCACGAAUGUUUUCAAAAUUCAGAUAAUACAUGCAAGAACUACCACCAGAUAGAGAGCAACAUAAAAAAAAAAACAUUCAAAGUAAUUAAAGGACAUUUAAAUAACACAGCAAAUACGAAAUAAGGCAUAGAUUAGCAAACUCGAAGAGGAUUAAAACGGAUUGCAAUUUUGGUUUUGAUACAUGUAACUUUUUGGGCUAACUUUUUUUCAAAGUUCAUUUGUGUCGUUUGUUACAUAUGGUGUGGAGACAAAUUUGUGUAACUAAGUGUUUUUUUUUUGGCCAUUUGCACUUUUUUUUGGGGGGGGGGGGGGGGGGUGAUUUUUUGUUUCUCCUUAAAAAAGACGCGGUAUAGUGUAUGUUGUGGUAGUGUUUUUUUUUGUUGUUUUUUUUUUUUUUUUUUUUUGUUUUUUUUUUUUUUUUGGGGGGGGGGGUGGUGUGUUAACUUUAUGUUCCCUAGCAAAAAACGACGCGUAAUUGGCAAUAUUGACAAAUUAAUCUAGACAGCCUUGACACAACUCCUUUAAGAUUCUGUUCUCCCGCAAUCAAUUAAUAAUGAAGGGUGGAGAGAGGUUUUAAUCCCUUCUGACAAAUUGAUGCAGGAGUCAAUUUAACAAAACUUUUACAAGUGUAAUUUACAAGUGUAGCUAUUGUUUUAGAGUCUGAAAACAAUAGCUACACUUGUAAAUUAAACGUGUUAGAGUUUUAGGUCACUUUACAUGUAGGUGUGUAUUUUUAAAAACACAGUCAAAACAUGUUGACGCGUUAUUCUUGUUUUUAUCUUGCCGCGGAAUUCCCAGAACUUUGGAAAUGUAUUGUGUAUUCUUCUUUUUCAGGUGUGAUGAUGAAUUCUUUGUACAGUUUCUAUUGGUUCUUAAAGGAAAGCGUCUUCUCAGUAGAUGUCUACCAGUCUUUAACACGGUAGGCAGAUAAAGUUAACUUCGCCAUUAAAUGUUUUAAACUAAUCAUUAUGCUCCUUCUUUCUGCUUCGUGAAUUUGUCAUUGUCAUCAGCAAGUGACUGAUCGCCUUUCUGAGCCAUAAAAAGAGUCAUGGUAGAGCAAUUUUCAUGUAUUUGGUUAAAAAGUAAGUUGAUGGUGAUUUUUACAGUUUUCGGAUAAAGCUGAGCUGAAAUUUUAACUAAGGAUUCUCAGUCAUCAUUUUCAUAAUUGGAACUGUAAUAGAAAAAUAUCAAAUGAUUCUAUUGAAGGGAAAACAAAGCGUGAUUGGUUCUUGGUCAUUUUUUGACACAGGAAUGUAACUUGAAAAAGCUGGCCCAAUUGUUUUAAUAUGCAUUCCGUUUUCAUGCCUACCUUUGAACGUCAAUGACGUAAUUUAUAGUUGAGAUACAUAAAUCAUUUUAGUGUUUUCUUUGAUUCCAAACUGUUUUUCAGCUUUUUUGUAGUACCAAAAAUUUUAGGGUGACAAAACUCCUUUAAAACCGUCGAAGAAAAGGUUCUUGGUUUGACUCGUAGAUCACGAUGGAUGUUUCCACUUUCCUGUUAGUCUCCUUUAACUCAUGAUUUCCACUAGCCACUCGUUCCCAUUUAUACAGUAUUAGAAUGGUCGGUUGUGUUAAGAGCUUGUAUUCCUUUUUACAUGUAACCCUCUUGAAGCAAAAUGAAUUAACCGUUUGACGUAACGAUUUACCGAAAAGAAUUCACGAAAACGCCCAAAUGUCCUUGGACCUCUCCGUUUCUUUCUUUGUUUGGCGUCGUCUUACCGACCCAAAGUUUUAACAUUUUCAAAAAACAAGUAUGGGUAAAACUUCUUUUUAACUCUAAUUAAUUCUUUUACUGUGAAACUCACAACACCGUAAAUACCAGAAAUAUUUAUGAAAUGUUGUUGUGUUGCAAGAAAUAAGCCAAUAAGGCGCGAGAUUCGAGCGAGAUUACUAAACCGCAAACAGCAACGGUAAUAAGUUUGUGGUUUUGAGGUUUGCUUGCGUAUCCUGAACUUUGAUGUGAUUGGCCAGUACACAAUCAACAUUCCUGAAAUUUUUCAGGUGUUCACGGUUUUCUGAGGUGGACAGGAAUCUGAAAAAUGGGCAUUGUUACAGCUUUUCGUAGCAUGGUUCAGGCUGUGUAUCCUUAUUGAUUUUUUGCAAUGCGAUGUUGUUUCCAGGCUCCACAACAAUACCGGACCCCAAUUCGUUUUGUUUUGUUUUUUUUUUGUACUUUUUUUUAUCCGACCGAGCUUAAAUCAGGAAAUGCAUUCGAAGCUAAACGAAAAAAAAGUGCAGUUGAUGAGGUUUCAUUUGAACGGUCACACCGCUCAAUUUUGUCCUCAGAUUCGAAAGUUAGAACUACAUACCAAAUGAAGAGUGCUUUGUGAGAGUACUACUUGGAUCGUUACAUUACAUGGCUUUGCAGUCUGCAGAUUUACAAGUUACAUGUCACUACUGAGCAAGAGGGGCGCAGUGGUGAGAGCACUCACCUCCCACCAAUGUGGCCCGAGUUCAAAUCCUGACGUCGACGCCAUAUGUGGGUUGAGUUUGUUGUUGAUUCUCUCCCUUAACCCAAGAGGUUUCUCUCCGGGUACCCCAGUUUCCCCCUCUCCUUAAAACCAUCACUUUCUUAUUUUUUAGUAUUGUAUUGUAUUUUAUUGUAUUAUGUAAUGUAUUGUGUGGUAUUGUAUUGUAUUUAUAAUAGUAUUGUAUUCAUUUUUUGCUGUUAUUUUCAGACGCAGAUAGAAGCCGUGUUGAUGGCCAUUACCAGGAAUAUCGUGACACUUAUUAAGAAAGACCCCAAUGAAGAGGUUUAUCUAUACAUUAAAAUUUUUCGUUGUUGCGAUGAAUAGUGCACAGUGUGGCCAAGUGGUCAGCGCAUCGGAUUCGCAAUCCGGCGUUCCUGGGUUCAAGGCCCGCUCUGACCACUUGCUGGGUUUGUUCACUGACGUCCCGAGCUUAAGUCCUCGGCCAGGCUCGUGAAUAGCUUUCCGUUUGGUUUUUAAUCCUGUUAUGUUCUAUAUUUGAGCAGAGUGUAGGGGCGGACGGAGGAUUUUGUGAUAGAGGGGACUUAGAGAUAUAGUAUACAGUGGCAAUAUGGGCGCGAUAGCACCCAUCAGGACUGCGAACGGCACACUUUUCUAGGGAGCGCAUGCUCCUCUGGGAAAAUUUUUGAGAUUGAAGCUCUCUGAGAUGCAACCUAGUGCAUUCUGGACGCUUAAAUCUUUAAGUUUGUUGGUUUGAAGCUAGUUUAUAAGGGCGGUUGAUUGGAAAAACGUUCGAUAAAUUUUCUUAUUAACAAUGUUUGUUAAAGAAAAUAUAUUUAAGUAACAAAGCUCGAAGUACCAUCCGACACACGUUUACAAAAGAAAAAAAUAUUCCCUGGCAGAAAGGGGGGGGGGGGGGGCCCUGGGCCCNACGUUGUCUUUGCACAACCCAUCGCCAAUACGCAAGCAUCACCUCUCCGUGUACUUUUGGUUAAUCAGGUACUGGUAUGACCAAGCUAAGACACUCUAGACUUUCUUUUUAUCGAAGGUUUCCUUCGUGAAGUAAAGCUCCUUGUUGGAGUCCGCAGUUCUACUCUCCAGUUUGCUAUUGCGCAUGAGCGGCACGUAUGUAGCCAGAGGCCGAUUUGAUAAAACUUAAAAGUGUAAUUUACAUGUGUGACCCGACUAACCAUUGUUUGAGAGUCUGAAAACAAUAGCUACACUAGUAGAUUACACUUGUAAUAUCAUAGGUGACGAAUUACUCCUUAAUUUUGGCGCGAAAUUUCAGCGAUUAUACUACUACAUGAGAAAUUUCUGCAAUCUGAUUGGCUUAGAGCAGUGGUAUUUCAGCUUAAUUUGAAAUACCUACAUGUAAAAAUUACAAAAACUCUUGCGGGUAGUAGUAUAAACAAAUAAUAGCAUGAUUCAUACUUGAUAUUUGGUAUAAAUACCACUCGUGAUAUUUUAAAAUUGUCUCAAAUUUCACUCGCCUAACGGCUCGUGAAAUUACGUAUAACAAUUUUGAAAUAUCACUCGUGGUAUUUAUGCCAAAUAUCACUACAAAUUAUGCUAUUACCUAUACUAUUUUGUAAUUUCACGUGUGAAAUUACAAAAUUGCCAUGGCAACCUUCUGUACGUCUCAGUGUCAAGAUGGCGACGAAGUUUUUAAAAUGCCGUGAAUGAAGAUGCACAAAAAGACGCUUUAGAAAACCUGAACACACAAGAGAACAUCAAGAAGGACUCUAACAGGUAUUUUGCCGAAAAAGUCUGAAAAAUUCUGAACUUUACAAGCCAAAUUUAAGGUCUAAACAUUUGAGAGAGUGGAGUUCUCGAUCGAUAUGAUCCAGGAUAAACAUGUCAAAAAUCCAAGAUUGCUAACGUAAUUCGUCACCCAUGAUAUUAAUAGGUAAUCAAAUGGUAUACUCGUGAAAUAGGUCAAUUGCACGAUGGCGUCAUUGUACUACAACUACCAGAAUCCUUGAGUUUUCUGUUUUCUUGUGCAAAUUAAGGCUAUUGUUCUUUAAUCCUCAGCGGGAUUGAAAAAUUUAAAUAAGAAAGCAACACCGAAAUGAAUUCUGGUAGUUGUAGUCAAAUAUCGUCAUCGUGCAAUUGUCCUAUUAGGGAAUAAUUUCACUUGCCUUUAAGGAUUUGGACAAAACGCGCGUGAAAUUAUUCCCUAAUUUCACUCGUCACCAUUUGAUUACACAUACUAUAUGUGAAUUGACCCCCAUCAUUUGUUUGGACUACCACCAAGAAUUAACGGCAUGCAUCAACAUAGAACGUCUACCGCUUUCUACCGCGUGGAAAACGUACGCAGAGCACAGUAUUACGGCAAGAACGUUUUGACCUUCGAUGUUUCUCACCCGCACUCCCUUCCCUUUGGUUAUUACUAGCAAAAAGACAUCAUCAGCGAUUUCGUUGUCAUUUGAGCUCUUUUUGAGUUUACUUGGGAUACCUGUGGAAUGGCCAGGCCCCAGUUGUUCAAAAGGUGAAUAAAGCUAUGGAAAUUACAGUGACUAGUAAAUUUGCACUUAAUCAAGUGUUCAAGGACUGAAGAUUAUCAAGAGAAAGAGACAUGAGAAUUAUUAUAAUAAUCAUCAAAGUGAAAGUGCUUUGUCAAAAACAAAUUCUCUCAACGAACCUUUUCAGGAAAUGCGUGAAGAUCAGUUUGGGAAUUUGUAUCCGGAUAUUGACGCUUAAAGGGUUAAAUUAGUACUAGAACUCUUAGAGUCUGUUUACAACGAGAGAGGGUUACCCUUGUGCUAGGGUUACCCUAGCAAGCGGGUUAAAGUUAGCUCUUGUUUACAAGCAGAGAUAGGGUUACCCCUAUCACCGGGGUCAACUUUACCAGCUUUGCUGACGUGUAUCGUCAUGCGUGACAUUCUUUGUAACGACCCAAAAUUUGAAAUAAUCUAGAAGUUCUCUAUGGAAAACAUGUUAAAUUCACGAACAAAAGGGGAAAAUAUUUCAUUGUAGACAGAAAUAACCCUUUAUUUUUCAUAUGUUUAUAAUUAAGCUCAGGAAUUGGAUAAUACAGUUCAAAUUGGCACCAUUACUGGUCACGCAUGAAAGUUGACCCGGGUAGGCGAGUUAACUGUCUUGCUAGAGUAACCCUAGCACUCAGGUAGGGUUAUCCAAGUGCUAGGGUAACCCUACCUGCUUCGUAAACACGUUGUGUGAAAAAAGAAGAAAUAUGCGAAAAAUAUGCUAGGGUAACUCCAGCACCUGGGUUACCCUCCCUCCUUGUAAACAGGGCCUUACUUGUGUCCUCCGUAAUGUUUUUGUUUGAGCUAACUGUCCUUUAGAAUUAGCUAUAUCCAGCAAAUUACCUUGCACAAAUUUGAUUGACUGCCAGAUGAUUGGUGGUCAUCUUUUUACUGCAUAUAGUAAACAGUUAAGAAAUAGUCAAUCCCUCAGAGCGUUAUCGUUUUCAUUGAAAUAAGUGCACUUUUUGUGAUCCUUGUAUUUUCAGUUUGGUUUGGGACUUUUAAGCUUGUUACUGGGAAGAGCGGCCAUUGUCUCCAACAGCCUAACUGAAUCAGAAGAUGAAAUAAGGAAGUCAUGGUAAGAAUCUAUAUUGAAUUUCAGUUUUACGAUAAAUGAUUAUUUUGGAUUAAAAUGUAAUGAUCAGUCAGAAGAAAACACAGAUACCCAACACGUACACAAACUUGCUCUUUUCCUCUUUUCCCUGCCAGCACCAGUGGGAAUAACAUCACCCCUACCACCACCACCACCACUAUUACUACCACCACCAUUUCUACUACCAUUACCACUACCAUUACCACUACCAUCACCAUUACCAUUAACACUACAACCACCAUAACCAUUAUAACCUCCUAUACCACCACCGCUACCACCACCAUUGCUACUUUUAACACCACUACCGUAAAUCACCACUAUUGCCACUAUCAUCAACACUACCACUUUCACUACCAUUACCACUACCACCACCAUUACCACUACCAACACCACCUUCAAUAUCAUUACCACGCCCACCAACCUUACCACCAAUACUAUCUUCACUACUCGCAACCUCUUUCUUAUUUGUAUUUCCUUGAUUUUAAGGUUAAAUAUUGUUUCGCGAGUUGCUAUUGAAUUUCAAGAUGUCCCUGUAAAGCAGUUAGGAAGAAACCUCGAAGCAGCUGACCGAUUAGUGGCUUUGUUGUCCAGCUGCACUGAUCUCCAGACCAAAGCACUACUACAGGAACACUUAAGGUUUGCC